This is a messenger RNA of Neoarius graeffei (lesser salmon catfish), 2361 nucleotides long. RefSeq names its product DEAD (Asp-Glu-Ala-Asp) box helicase 6 (gene ddx6). Gene Ontology annotation, molecular function: ATP binding; RNA helicase activity; mRNA binding. NCBI's taxonomy places the organism in Eukaryota, Metazoa, Chordata, Actinopteri, Siluriformes, Ariidae. The record is from RefSeq and is a predicted model, not a curated record. Gene Ontology annotation, biological process: cytoplasmic stress granule assembly; P-body assembly. Gene Ontology annotation, cellular component: cytoplasmic stress granule; P-body. The coding region runs from base 632 to 2086 and encodes 484 amino acids. The transcript is spliced from 15 exons.
UGGAAGCCAUCUUGGCUGUUCACUAUAGAGCCCCAAAAUAUCAUAUCAGCCUAACUCUUAGUAGUUCGGAAACAAUAAAUGGCGAGUGCCGUGGAAUUUCAGCUAUAGUUUUGCUGAUGGCUACAAUUUUAUGGAUCCAGACUGGGCUCCAACACAAAAUAUGGGCCACAACAAAAUCCUAAGAUGGUACUAAAGCGAUGGCUCAAAGUGCUAGUCUUGCAGAGCACAAAGAAAUUCAAAAUUAUUGAAGAAUCUUCCCAAACGAUCAGUCAGUUGAAGAUUCAUGUCAAUCCCCUACCUCAAAUACUGCAGCCUCCUUGCCCAGUUGAAAACUCUUCAAAUCAUCGAUCAUGAACAUUGAAAGAGUGGAUGCAAAGAAAUGAAAUAACUAGAUGUCUCAAGACGUCCAGUUAACUUCCUGCUUUCAAAAUUUGUGGAUAAUUCCUUGGUUGGUGGGGGAGGGGGGUCUUUUUUUUUGGGGGGGGGGCAAUUGUUUUACGAAAGACACAUUGAGGAACAAAUUGUGAAAUGUAAUUGCUUGAACUUUGGACUGUGAUAAAGACCUCUUGAAUUCAUCGAAAGGGUAUACAUCCCUUUUUAUUUUUUAAUUGGAAGAAAGAUAUAAACUGACAUGAGUACAGCCAAGACAGAAAACCCAGUUAUUCUGGGCUUGACAAACCAAAAUGGCCAGAAGAGAAGCUCUGCAAAGCUGACAGGGGGACCUGGUGGGGGUGGUGGGGGACCCCAAACAACACAGCCUAUCCAGAUUAAAGCUUCCAGCACAGUCAACAAUGGCAACUCCCUACCUGUGCCCACAGCAAACACGGUCAUUAAACCUGGGGAUGACUGGAAAAAGAAUUUAAAGCUUCCCCCAAAAGACAUGCGCAUGAAAACUUCUGAUGUAACUGCUACCAAAGGGAAUGAAUUUGAAGAUUACUGCCUGAAGCGGGAGUUGUUAAUGGGCAUCUUUGAAAUGGGCUGGGAAAAACCAUCACCUAUCCAGGAGGAGAGCAUUCCUAUCGCUUUGUCUGGGAGGGACAUUCUGGCUCGAGCCAAGAAUGGUACAGGAAAGAGUGGUGCCUACCUCAUUCCUUUACUUGAACGUAUUGAUCUUAAGAAAGACUGCAUACAAGCACUGGUUAUUGUCCCAACCAGAGAACUGGCUCUCCAGGUGAGCCAGAUCUGCAUCCAGGUCAGCAAACACAUGGGUGGGGUUAAGGUCAUGGCAACCACAGGUGGAACCAACCUCCGUGAUGACAUUAUGCGGCUUGAUGAUACAGUGCAUGUUGUUAUUGCCACUCCUGGAAGAGUGUUGGAUCUCAUCAAAAAAGGAGUAGCCAAAGUUGGCCAGGUGCAGAUGAUUGUGUUGGAUGAAGCAGAUAAGCUUCUGUCUCAGGACUUUGUACAGAUGAUGGAGGAAAUUCUGAGCUUCUUGCCCAAGCAAAGGCAAAUUCUGCUGUAUUCUGCAACUUUCCCACUAAGUGUACAAAAGUUCAUGAAUGCCCAUCUUCAGAAGCCUUAUGAGAUAAACCUUAUGGAGGAGCUGACCCUGAAGGGUGUGACUCAAUAUUAUGCAUAUGUGACUGAAAGGCAGAAAGUUCAUUGUCUGAAUACUCUUUUCUCUCGGCUCCAGAUUAAUCAGUCUAUAAUCUUCUGCAACUCAUCCCAACGAGUGGAGCUCCUGGCCAAGAAAAUCUCCCAGCUAGGUUAUUCCUGUUUCUACAUUCAUGCCAAGAUGAGACAGGAGCACAGGAACCGUGUGUUCCAUGAUUUCAGAAAUGGUUUGUGCCGAAAUCUUGUCUGCACAGAUUUGUUUACAAGAGGAAUUGACAUUCAAGCAGUGAAUGUGGUGAUCAACUUUGAUUUUCCCAAACUUGGGGAGACGUAUCUUCAUCGUAUUGGCAGGUCUGGUCGUUUUGGGCACUUGGGUCUAGCUAUUAAUCUGAUAACCUAUGAUGACCGCUUUAACCUGAAGGGCAUUGAAGAACAGCUGGGCACAGAGAUCAAGCCCAUUCCUAGCAGCAUUGAUAAGAGCCUGUAUGUGGCGGAGUAUCACAGCGAGAGCACUGAGGAGGUCAAACUGUGAAGUCCGAACAAGCCCCCAGCCACUACCCCGCAAUUUUUUUUUUUUUUUUUUUAAUUUCUCCACAUUGUCCCUUUUUUGUCUUCCUUUUUUGUGCUACCAUCAGGAAUUUCUUUGAAACGGGACAAUAAUGGAGGAAGAAAUCAUGGCCCAUAAAAGGACUGCUGCAUCACUUAACAUUCUAAAGUACUUGUGAGAAAAGGGUUGACCUAGAUGGUGGAAGCUAAUUAUUCUGUUUAUUAAUCGAGGAAAUGACAACUUCAUCUACCUGAAGGUCA